AUGUUUACAGCUGUACGUGCAAAUCCAUCAGAUGGAGAAGUCAUAGCAACUGACACAUUAAAUGCACCUGUUUCCACAUGUAUUACAAAUGUUAUCCCAAAUUCUAUCAUAUCAAGUGGAGUCGGCGAGGAGGAUAACUAUUUAACAGGUCAUUUAAUGGGUGAAUACACUGGUCCAGUUGAAUCUGUUUUACCACGAGAAUUCAGGCAAAGACUUCAUAAACAUUUUGCUAGAAUCGAACGUGAAUUUGAACGAGAGUAUAGAAGGUUAUAUAGCGAAAACUUAGCAUUACAAGAACGUUUGGAGAAAUUUGAAGAUGGUGAUCAUUCAGAAACAAUAACCUUGGUAAAAAAAUUGGGGGCAAGUAUGCUGUCACAGCGUAUCAAACAACAAUAUAAACAAUCCACAUCUCGUCUAGUUUCAAGUCUUCGUCAAUCUACUGGUCAUUCUUCCAGUAAUAUAGGUCAAGGAUGCACAUAUUCUGUUACCCAACCAGGAAUAACAGCUACAACUUGUGUUGGUGUAACUUCAAAUACUCUUUCUGUUGCCAUCAAUAGUUCGUUAAAUUAUUCAGGGAAUAUUGCUUUGCCUAGUGGUGGUAGCACAACUGGACAUGGGACAGCCAUUUUUGCUGGAAGCUUUUCAGGACACAAUGGAAAUUUCCAGUUGAUGAAUCGAGUGGCUGGACAUCGAGAUGGUAUAUGGGAGGUUACUUCAUUCAGGAGGUUUAUUGCGACUGCAUCUGCUGACAAUACUGCUCGUCUUUGGAUUAACGAUGGUCAAUUAAAUUGUUUAUUAGUCUAUAUGGGUCAUUCAGGUUCAGUAAACUCUGUUCGAUUUCGAAAUAAAGACAGUUUAAUGUUAACAUCUAGUGGAGAUGGAACUGCCCACCUUAUUCGUUUGCCAUUUGAUUUAAUAACUAAAGCUGCAACUUCACUUACAAGUGGAAAUACAUCUGGAGCUGCAUUGGAUGCCGUUGCCUCGGCUCUUGCUUCAGAAACUGCUGGAACGAGCCCUAUGGGUUUGGGAAUGAGUACAAUUUCAGGAACUGCUAUCAAGUCAGGGAUUGAUCCGGUUGGUUUGUAUGAUUCAAAUGAAACGAUGAAUUUAUUAGUUGGUUAUACAGAAGAAGAUCCCCCAGUUCGCAUUGCCGCUAUCCCACCUAUCGCCGUUCGACAUCCUCACGCAAUAUUUCAGUCUGCAAACUUAUGUUUAUCAUCAUCUAGUACAGUUUGGAACUCUACUGGUGCUUCAGGAUGCAAUGUUAUCGACUCAUCACCUUUAUCUGCUGCUGAUUUUGUUUACGGACGGGAACAGUUAGUAACAGCAUCGUGGGAUCGUCUAGGUAGAACAUAUGAUCUUGCAACUGGACAAGAGCUAGAAUCACUUACGGGACAUGAUGAUCAUUUGACAGAUGUACGUUGUGAACCAGGUGGGUUUCCUGUUGUUGUCACGUCGUCAAGGGAUUGUACAUUUCGUUUGUGGGAUUUUCGUCAACCAGGAAUGCGGGUUCAUGUUCAACAGGCUCAUAGUCAAACAGUUUCAACCACACAAUUUUUGGCACCUGGUUCUCCUGAACGUCUCAUAAGCGCUGGUGCUGAUAGGUUUUGUCGUAUUUGGGACUUGAGACAAAGCCGUGGUCCAGUUGUUAGCAUUAGAACCGAUGCAGCAAUCAAUCGCUUGGGUUUGUCUUGUUAUGGAUCAAGUGUAUCAUAUCAGCCAACAGAAACAAUUAAUCCUACUCCAACUGUAAUUGCAUCGUCUUCCAGUGAAGCUCCAUCACAAGCUGUUCAACAUGGGUCUGUGUUAAGUACUUCAGUUCAUAGUCCUUGUCCUUCCAGUUACCCCAAGUAUAUUGCUCUACCGCUGGCCAAUCGAGGAAUAAAGCUACUUGAUGUAAAUGGCAACAGAAUUGGUCGAUUAACUAGAUCGUCACAUGGUCAUUCUCGUAUGGUAACUUGUGUUGCAUGGGCAAAUGAAGGUGUUCACAAUCUCUUCUCAACUGGUUUUGACGGUCUCUUAUUGGCUUGGCAAAUUCACAUUGGAAAUGUUUAA
Molecule: messenger RNA, 2055 nt
Organism: Schistosoma margrebowiei
Lineage: Eukaryota; Metazoa; Platyhelminthes; Trematoda; Strigeidida; Schistosomatidae
Source: the annotation of a GenBank genome assembly